Messenger RNA from Abrus precatorius (Indian licorice), 1398 nucleotides. RefSeq names its product aspartyl protease AED3-like. Gene Ontology annotation, molecular function: aspartic-type endopeptidase activity. The record is from RefSeq and is a predicted model, not a curated record. The transcript has 3 exons. Bases 25 to 1317 code for a protein of 430 amino acids. Lineage: Eukaryota; Viridiplantae; Streptophyta; Magnoliopsida; Fabales; Fabaceae. Gene Ontology annotation, biological process: proteolysis.
ACCACAAUCUCAACCUUAACAGGCAUGAAAACCCCACUUUUACUUCUCUUCCUCCUCUUCUCCCUAGCCAAAGGGCUAGACCCAAAAUGUGAUGGCCAAGACCAUGGCUCAACCCUGCAAGUGUUCCAUGUGUUCAGCCCAUGUUCCCCAUUUAGGCCAUCAAAGGCAAUGUCAUGGGAAGAGAGUGUUCUACAGCUACAAGAGAAGGACCAAGCUAGGAUGCAAUACCUCUCUAACUUGGUUGCUGGGAGAUCAAUUGUACCAAUUGCCUCAGGCAGGCAAAUCACACAGAGCCCUACAUACAUAGUGAAGGCCAAAAUUGGUACCCCAUCUCAGACCUUUCUCAUGGCCAUGGACACUAGCAAUGAUGCUGCCUGGGUCCCUUGCACUGGUUGUGUUGGUUGUUCGACUGCAACACCCUUUGCUCCUGCUAAGUCCAAAUCCUUCAGCCAAGUUCGUUGUGCUGCUCCUCAGUGCAAACAGGUUCCCAACCCCACUUGCGGAGGAAGCGCGUGUGCAUUCAACUUCACCUAUGGCACCUCCUCCGUGGCAGCUGACCUGGUCCAAGACACGCUGACCCUAGCCACUGACCCAAUUCCAGCCUACACCUUUGGUUGCAUUAAAAAGGCAACAGGGAGCUCAGUACCACCACAAGGAUUGUUGGGGCUGGGCCGUGGCCCGUUAUCACUUUUGGGCCAAACCCAAACGAUAUACCAAUCUACAUUUUCUUACUGUUUGCCCAGCUUCAAAACCCUCAAUUUCACUGGGUCACUGAGACUUGGGCCUGUAGCCCAGCCCAAGAGGAUCAAGUUUACCCCUCUCCUCAGAAAUCCUAGAAGAUCUUCACUCUAUUAUGUUAACUUGGUUGCAAUUAGAGUUGGCAGAAGAAUUGUGGAUAUUCCUCCGCCGGCAUUGGCGUUCAACCCAACCACCGGCGCAGGCACCAUUUUUGAUUCUGGCACGGUGUUCACCCGGCUGGUUGAACCGGCAUACACGGCCGUCCGAAACGAGUUCCGGCGACGAGUUGGGGCAAAACUUACGGUGACGAGCCUAGGAGGGUUUGACACAUGCUACACAGUUCCAAUUGUUGCACCCACGAUAACAUUCAUGUUCUCAGGCAUGAAUGUGACACUCCCACAGGACAACAUCCUCAUACACAGCACUGCCGGCAGCGUCACGUGCUUGGCGAUGGCGGCGGCGCCGGAGAAUGUGAACUCGGUGUUGAACGUGAUAGCCAACAUGCAACAACAAAACCACCGUGUGCUCUACGACGUGCCCAACUCAAGGCUUGGUGUAGCUCGUCAACUUUGCAGCUAAUAAAAUGUGGUUCUUUAAUUUGUCAAGAAUUUUCAUGACUUGUUCCUACAUUAAUAACAAUGUCUAAUUAGCAUUGCAAGU